UAACAUGAACAAUGAUGUAAUGAUAAAGUUUAACAUGUGGGGGCAGUAUUAUCCAUCACUGCUUCAAUUACAACUAAUAAACCCCGAAGAAGAAACGCGCAGAGCGCGCCUUGUUGAUGCUGUGGUUCCAGUUUGCCAGUUGUAGCCGCUGUUGACAUCCCAGCAGCCUGGACCAUGAGUGAAUUUAGGAUACACCAUGACGUCAAUGAGCUGCUCAGCUUGCUUCAUGUGCGGGGUGGUGAAGGAGCAGAGGGAUAUAUAGACCUGCUGCAGAAGCACAGGACCCCAUACGUCACCACAACAGUCUCUUCACACAGUGCGAAGGUUAAAAUAGCAGAAUUCUCUGAAACUCCAGAUGAUUUCUUGAGGAAGUAUGACGAGCUCAAAUCCAAAAAUGUCCGCAACUUGGACCCCCUGGUCUAUCUGCUGUCCAAACUCAGCGAGGACAAAGAGAUGCUUCAGUGCCUGCAGCAGAACGCCAAGGAGCGGUCAGAAUCCUCCGCCAAUACAACCUCCACCACCAGCUACACUCUCCCCUCCACCACCACCAAGAUGUCCAUGCAGGAGCUGGACGAGCUGCGCAAGAAGCUGGGCAACGUGACGGCCAUCUCCAACGCGCCCCAGUCUGCGGAGGUCACCAGGAAGAAUCUAAGGGAACGACACAACAAGAAGAACCCCACACAGCUCAACCCGGUGUUCCCCAACUGGGUGUACGAUCGGCCCGCUCUGAUCGGGGACUUCAUCACGGGCCCCUCCGGCCCUGGGGCCGAACCUGUCGUUCCUGUUGGUACCAUGCCCCUGUCGUCUCAGGAGCAGGCCCUGUUGGAGGACCUGCUGUUCGUGCUGAUCGGGGUGGACGGCCGGGACAUCACCGCCCAGCCCGUGCUGGGCAGACAGAACCGCUCCUUCAUCGUCAACCCCACCCUGGACAUGUCCAUCAAGGAGCUGGUCAACCGCAUCCUGCCAGUCGCCUCCUACUUCUCCACCAUCACCCGGUUCGUGGAGGAGAAGUCGUCCUUCGAGUACGGCCAGGUGAACCAUGCCCUGACGGCGGCCAUGAGGACCCUGAUGAAGGAGUACAUGAUACUGGUCACCCAGCUGGAGCACCUCCACCGCCAGGGCCUGCUUUCCCUGCAGAAGCUCUGGUUCUACAUCCAGCCCCCCAUGAGGACCAUGGAGAUACUGGCCUCCAUCGCGUCCUCCGUGGACAAGGGCGACUGCAUGGGAGGCUCCACGCUCAGCCUCCUCCACGACCGCACCUUCAACUUCACGGGGGACAGCCAGGCCCAGGAGCUGUGCCUCUACCUGACCAAGGCGGCCAGCGUGCCCUACUUUGAGAUCCUGGAGAAGUGGAUCUACCGGGGUAUCAUCAACGACCCGUACAGUGAGUUCAUGGUGGAGGAGCACGAGCUGCAGAAGGAGAAGAUCCAGGAGGACUACAACGACAAGUACUGGGACCAACGCUACACCAUCAUACAGCACCGCAUCCCCUCCUUCCUGCAGAAGAUGGCCGACAAGAUCCUGAGCACAGGGAAAUACCUGAACGUGGUGCGGGAGUGUGGCCGCGACGUGACCUGCCCCGAGGCCAAGGAAGUGCUGUACACGCUGAAGGAGCGCGUCUACGUGGAGCAGAUCGAGAAGGCCUACAACUAUGCCAGCAAGGUCCUCCUCAACUUCCUGAUGGAGGAGAAGGAGCUGGUUUUGCGCCUCAGGUCCAUCAAGCACUACUUCCUAAUGGACAAAGGGGACUUCUUCGUCCACUUCAUGGACCUGACGGAGGAGGAGCUGAAGCGGCCGGUGGAUGACAUCGUGCCCUCCAGGCUGGAGGCCCUGCUGGAGCUGGCGCUGAGGAUGAGCACGGCCAACACGGACCCCUUCAAGGACGACCUCAAGAUCGAGCUGAUGCCCCACAACGUGAUCACCCAGCUGCUGCGGGUGCUGGCUAUCGAGACCAAGCAGGAGAAGGCGGUCAUCAACGCCGAGCCCACCGAGGCAGCCCACACCGGCCUGGAGGCCUUCUCCUUCGACUACAUCGUCAAAUGGCCGCUCUCGCUCAUCAUCAACAGGAAAGCCCUGACCAGAUACCAGAUGCUCUUCAGACACAUAUUUCACUGCAAACACGUGGAGAGGCUGCUGUGCAAUGUUUGGAUCACCAAUAAAGACGCUAAGCAGCAUUCGCUCCACUCUACUAAAUGGUUUGCGGCGGCGUUUGCGCUGCGCCAGCGCAUGCUGAACUUUGUGCAGAACAUCCAGUACUACAUGAUGUUCGAGGUGAUGGAGCCCACGUGGCACAUCAUGGAGAACAACCUGAAGUCUGCCUCCAACAUUGACGACGUGCUGUGCCACCACACCAGCUUCCUGGACAACUGCCUGAAGGACUGCAUGCUGACCAACCAGGAGCUGCUCAAGAUCUUCUCCAGGCUCAUGUCCGACUGCAUCGCGUUCACCAACCACAUGCAGUCCUUUUCCCAGAGCAUGAGCCUGGACCGCCUGUCCCUGGAGCACGCCGCCACCGACGGGAGCAGGGACCCCCUACUGAGGGCCGCCACUAAGUCCGCUGCGGAGCUGGCCGACGCCCUGAAGUCGGGCGGGGGCUUUGAGGCCGCCAUCGGACGCUUCGACAGCAAUUUCAGCUCCAUGCUGCUGGACCUGCUGGACAAGCUGAGCAUCUACAGCACCAACGACUGCGAGCACAGCAUGAUCAACAUCAUCUACAGGCUGGAUUUCAACGGCUUCUACACAGAGCGCCUUUCGCGGAUGGCCAUCGAGAGGAGCCAGAAAGCGGCGGCGUAGAGUUUGUGUGUCCUAAUGCGAUGUUUUUGACAAGAAGUACUUAAAGCGUCCGCCUCCACGCCCUCCACCGCCCUGUUCAUCAAGGCUACAAUAGCAAUCAGAGUUCACAUAAACAUGGCAACCGUUGCAUCCCCUUUUUACAGACUGUUGUUUCAGUGUUGUUGUAUAGAAUGUAUUGGAAGGAAAUGUCCUGUUAUUAAAUAUGUAAAGGACCAGGAAUAUUAAAGGAUAUCUGCUUUACUUUCUGAAAAUGUAACAUAUGACACUCCUUAUGGGUAAUUUAUUGUACCUACCAGAAAAACAAAAUAAAAAUAAGAUU
Molecule: messenger RNA, 3112 nt
Organism: Gadus macrocephalus (Pacific cod)
Lineage: Eukaryota; Metazoa; Chordata; Actinopteri; Gadiformes; Gadidae
Gene: tubgcp2
Product: tubulin gamma complex component 2
Exons: 18
Coding region: 175-2793 (872 amino acids)
Biological process (GO): mitotic cell cycle; microtubule nucleation; spindle assembly
Cellular component (GO): equatorial microtubule organizing center; centrosome; spindle pole
Molecular function (GO): microtubule minus-end binding; gamma-tubulin binding
Source: RefSeq, a predicted model, not a curated record